Molecule: messenger RNA, 1202 nt
Organism: Fundulus heteroclitus (mummichog)
Lineage: Eukaryota; Metazoa; Chordata; Actinopteri; Cyprinodontiformes; Fundulidae
Gene: prrg4
Product: proline rich Gla (G-carboxyglutamic acid) 4 (transmembrane)
Exons: 6
Coding region: 521-1183 (220 amino acids)
Cellular component (GO): extracellular region
Molecular function (GO): calcium ion binding
Source: RefSeq, a predicted model, not a curated record
CGACCCGAGAGGUGUUCCCACUUGGGUUGGUUUCUGCUGCCCUCUAGCGUUCACCUCGUUGAAAUGCAACCCAGAGAGAGGCGGCCGACAGAUCAGGUAGGUUUAGGAGGAGCCACAUCUGCCUCCUGGAAAACAAAAGCAGUUUCUUGAAAAGUCUCCGGAGCAAGUUCCGUCGUUGGAACUUUUUUUUUUUGUCCUCACAGUUGCCGGCUCGUAGUAAAACUAAUUACCCGGACAAGGGACGCACAAUGGAGACGUGAUCCAGAUCGGACGUGUCCAGCCUUGGUUCGCCCGUUUAUCCGCGUCGAGAACACCUGCCGCUUUGAUAACAGCUAAUUUCGCUUUUGCUGAACUCUGGACGUUGUUAUGAGCCGCGUUUCCUUAUAGUGAUGUAGAAUGAAGGAGCGCCGUAGUGAUUAUUGAUCUCUCUCUCUUUAAAGAAAGGGGGGUUCUGAAGUAGUUUAAUUAAAAGAGCGGCCAGUUGACCCGGACAGGUAGCUCUAUAGCAGUGCGCAUAUAGAUGUCCGUCAUGUUGCUGGGUCUCUUCGCACUUCUUCAGCUGCUGAGCGCCGGACAGCCGGCCUCGGUGAGCGCAGACCGCCAGCAUGAAGGAUCGGAAGACCAGGAAGUGUUUGUAGGUGAGUCAGAGGCGAAACUGUUCCUGGGUCGCCACCUGCUGCGGAAUCAUUUCGACUUUGAAAUGUUUGUUCCUGGCAACCUGGAGAGGGAGUGUAUCGAAGAAAUCUGCAGCUACGAGGAAGCCAGGGAAGUCUUUGAGGACACAGCGCAAACAAAUGCCUUUUGGAAGGAUUACACAAAAGAUAAGGACACAUCAAAGGUGGAUGUGACUGGACUCCUUGUGGGACUCAUUUGUGCCGGAGUGGUGGUGGCUGUUCUUGGCAUCUUGAUCUGGUAUUCGUGCCGAGCCGGAUGCAAAGGGGACUUGAGCCGUCGCGCAAGCUCCAUCCGAAGACCUCCCAGGAGGACCAACGCCUCCCUAAUAAUGCAAAGACUGGAUGAGGUCUCCAGGCAGCCCGUCCUCUCGCCAGCAUCCCCGCCUGCGUUCGAUGGGACAGACCCUCCCGGCCUGCCCUCAUACGAACAGGCGAUCUCCUCCAGUGGACAGCACGACGCGCCACCUCCUCCCUAUCCUGGCUCAAGGCCCGGGACUAUUCGACGGUAGUUGCCCCGAAAAAAAAAAA